UGCACUUUGCGAACCGUUUCGCAACAAGUGCACACGCGAAAAGAUAAAGUGAUGGUUGCUUCAGCGCACAUUAAAAGUGUUUAAAGUUUAUUCAACACUCUAAAACAGGACUAUUUUGCACCGAACCAAUAUUAAGACAUGGCUUGUUUUCCCUGGAUGAAGGAAUAAUCACCCCCACCACCACCACCACCACCACCACCACCACCACCGCCACCUCCUUACAAAGACACCCUGGGAAAGUGCUCCUGGAGGGGGGAGCCAUUGGAGGGAAUAAUGUCACACAAGAAGGAAGAGAGCGGUUGUGGCCUAGUGUGCCUCAGAGGUUUCUACAGCUGCAACUGCAGGCAGCCGGAGGGCAGGAAGAGAAGGCGUGAGGGAUGCUGGCUGUCAUUGGUUUUCCUGGCCUGCCUGCUCGCUGUUUGUUGGCUGUAUGUUUGUAUGGUUACAUUCAAUGACAGAGAGGAUGUUAAUUGGAAGGGCUUCACAAUUCUGAAACAGUGGGUGAACUGGUUCAUGGUGGCGAUCAUUAUAUUUGCUGUGUUGACCUUCUACUACGCACUGCUGCUGGUCUUUGCACUGUUCCAAAUUGCCUUGAAAGAACCACUUGAAUUGCACUGCGUACACCAGGUCUUUCUGUUAUUGGGUGUACUAUUUGUGGCCUUGGCUGUUGCUGCAUUUACCCAUGGGUGGCCAGGGGAAUGGCCUACGGUCGCUGUCUCACUCCAGGCCACAGGCCCCUUCUUGCAGAUGGGUGCUGUGGUAGCACUGACUCUUCUCAGCUGGUUCGUCAUCCAGAGAGUUCACCAAGCUCGCAGAGUAGGAUCCAAGAUCCUUCUGUCGCUGGUGUUUUCUAUCAUAGUUAUAGCUGUGUACCUGAGUCCCCUACUUAUCCUGCGUCAUACCCCCUGCCUGUCUGACAAGAUCCCUCCCAAACCUGAGCUCAUUGGCCACCGAGGUGCACCCAUGCUGGCCCCUGAGAACACCAUGAUGUCGUUCGAGAGGAGUGUGGCAUGCAACGUGACAGCCUUCGAAACAGACGUGCAGAUCAGUGGAGAUGGGGUUCCCUUCCUCAUGCACGACCAUGACGACUUCUUUCUGCGGACAACAGACGCGAAGCACAAGUUUGCUGGGCGGGACUUCAACAAAAGCGGCAAGCUAACGUUGGAGGAGCUACAGGACCUGAAUGCCGGUGACUGGUUCCUCAAGACAGACCCUUUCUACACGGUGUCCCAGCUGUCACCUGAGGAGAAGGAGAUGGCAACCAAUCAGACCGUUCCCUCCUUAGUUCAGCUCCUUGACCUGGCUCAGGAAAAAAACAUUUCCAUCCUGUUUGACCUCAAAAACGAGAACGGAACCAACGACACCAACAUAGUUGUUGAAACCAUCCUGAUGUCUGGGAUCGACCCCCGUCUGAUCUUCUGGCUUCCACCAACACAACGAAGCGACGUAAAGAAGAGUGCGCCGGGAUUCAAACAGUACUAUAACAACAUCUCUGAUAUGAAAAAGGAAGGAGGAACUUCCCUGAAUUUGAAGUACAACAGCUUGAACACAGAUGAACUCAGGCAACUAGGUCUGGAGAACAUAACUGUGAACCUAUGGGUGGUGAAUGAGAGCUGGCUCUUCUCUCUGCUGUGGUGCACGGGGGUCAGUUCCGUCACCACCAACUCCUGCCACCGAUUCCAAAAAAUGACGCAGCCGGACUGGACCUUGGGACCCACACAGUAUACACCAAUAUGGAUUACCGUGGACCUGCUGUCGUUGCUGAUAAUGUCUGGGCUCAUUUACAAAAGUUUGCUGGUGCAAAGAAAGAAGAAAAACAGGGCGCCUGUCUCGAACGGACACGAACUAAAUCCCUUCUUGCCCUAGAGUUUACCUCAAAAGUGAAAGAGCAAGCGUCUGUCCCCUCCUUGCCCAGCAGAACGGUAUGGUCCUGGAUCAAGCAGAAUGGCUCUUGGUUGAAAUUAUACCAUCACUGUACAUUUAACUUAAAUUAAUACAGUUUGAAGCAAUAAAGGCUGGGCCCAUUGCACUCAAGAUAUUAAUUCAUUAUUGACAUGAAACGUCCCCUUUAAAUUCACUGUUUUCCUUACGACUGCUGCAUGUUUUCUAGAAAAGUAACAUUUGUAAUCUUCACUAUUUUUUCUACUUAAAGCCACACUGGAAUGUUUACGAUUUGUUGAUCACAUAAGUUCAUGUGCUGUAACUUUUGGGGUUGUCUGGUUCUCCGUUUUUUGAGGUUUCUACUAAAUGUUUUAUUAAUCUGUAAAAUAAUUAAAUUGAUAUUGUUUAAAUCUUCAUCACAUUUAAACCGUAUCAAAUGACCUUGGUAUUUUUGUAAGUGUUUCGUGAAGAGAGGUAAAGAGAUGUGAGAAUGAAUCCACUUUUCUAAAUCAUGUAAAUUCAAUAUAAAUUGAGAACAUAGAA
Molecule: messenger RNA, 2424 nt
Organism: Gadus morhua (Atlantic cod)
Lineage: Eukaryota; Metazoa; Chordata; Actinopteri; Gadiformes; Gadidae
Gene: gdpd2
Product: glycerophosphodiester phosphodiesterase domain containing 2
Exons: 15
Coding region: 274-1866 (530 amino acids)
Biological process (GO): lipid metabolic process
Cellular component (GO): plasma membrane
Molecular function (GO): glycerophosphodiester phosphodiesterase activity
Source: RefSeq, a predicted model, not a curated record